Molecule: messenger RNA, 2952 nt
Organism: Cylindrotheca closterium
Lineage: Eukaryota; Bacillariophyta; Bacillariophyceae; Bacillariales; Bacillariaceae
Source: the annotation of a GenBank genome assembly
AUGAAAACACGAUUAGAAAUCGAAGACAGGAUAUCUUCUCCAUAUGCCAAUCCAGAGUCAUAUCUAUUGAAGAGAAGAAGUGCCAAUCGAGCAAAAAGAAGGAGAGAAAUAUUGGACUUUGUUGAUGCUGCUCUAUAUCCAGAACAAGCCUCUCGGAAGUCAUCGCUCUUGAAUGAUUGGAUUGACGAUACGGAUACAGAAGAGAUUAUUCAAACAAGUCAAGGAUCCAUCUUCUUUUCGAACAGCGCCGAGAAGCAAGAGCAAACCCACCUUGUUUAUCCCGUCAGCGACAACGACCAUGAGGAGCCAGACGAGAAACUGCCGGACGAACAUGAUACAAACUACGUCUAUGAAGAAGAAGGAGAAGAAGACGAUGAUGAUGGAGCAUGGAUGUCGUCUAGAUAUGUUAUGCCUAAGUCUCAUCGAGCAAAAAGUGCCGAGAAGCAAGAACAAACCCACGUUGUUGAUUCCGUCAGCGACAACGACCACGAGGAGCCAGACGAGAAACUGCCGGACGAACAUGAUAAAAACUACGUCUAUGAAGAAGAAGGAGAAGAGGACGAUGAUGAUGGAACAUGGAUGUUGUCUAGAUAUGUUAUGCCUAAGUCUCAUCGAGCAAAAAGAAGGAGAGAAAUAUUGUACCACGUCGAUGCUGCUCUUCAUCCAGAAAAAGCCUCUCGAGAGGCGUUACUGCUGAAUCAUAGAAGAGACGAAAUGGAUAUUCGAAGAUCCAGUCAAGUCUCUUCCAUAAAUAUGGCGGGCAUCAUCUGUGACAACUACGCUGCGAAGGAAGAAGACAUCUUCGCAUCCAUCAGCGAUGACAACCACGAGCCAGGGGAGAAAAGUCCAGAAGAUGAACACGAUACAAACUUCGACUGUGAAGGAGAUGACGACGAAGAGUCAAUAUUGUAUGAAGAGAGCGAACCUUCUAUGUACGAUGAGAAUAUCGUGUUCGAGCAGGAACAAGACGUUUCGAGCAGCUCUUUUCUUGACGACGACGCUGAUGAUUUUUUGUACAUCAUCAGCGGUUCUUGCGAAGAAGAAGAACUCUUCUUCCGUGUAGAAGAAGACAUCAUCUACGAGUCAGAAGACGAUCUUGAAGAGAUCAUUCUUGCACAAGACCCACUCGAAACGAUCGUCGAAACCGGGGAAGAAGAGAGUGAUCAAGAAAGCACAGGGUUCGAUGAAGCUGUGGACGACGUCGAAACCUCCGAUCUACUAGUUACAAUUGUUGAAGAAGACAUUGAAAGAGACGAUGACUUUUUCCAAGAGCGUAUCCUUUACGAAAGUGACUUGCAAUCCAUCCUCAAACCUGAGACCAAGGACGAACCUGGUGGUACUGAGAGAAUUAGCUUCGUGACCGCUUGCGAAACGUUGGAAGCGGAUGAAAUCUCUGUGGAAUAUUCAAUUGAAGAGAUUAUACUUUUCGAUGAUGAAGAUCCUAGCUAUUCUGCAGCUCGGACUUUCAUUCACGAGACCAUCGAAUACGAAGCUUCUGAAAGCUCCAUCGACGAGUUUUGGCAAGAACCAGAGCAACCUGAGUCGCCACAAGACUGUUCGAAUUCCUCUUUCUGGCUAUCAGCAAAUGGAACAUUUGGGCAUGGAAUUUCUGAGCUCUCAAUUGAUGUAAAUGGGGAAGAAAUAUUAUGCCAACCUGAUGUCAGUAAGAUUGGAGAUAAGGCUAUUGAGCAUAGACCCUCUGAAGCGUCUUUCGAGGAAACGAAUCCAGUCUAUGAUAGUGGAAAUGGGGCAAAGGAACCACUGACUGGGAGUGACGAUGGAAAUAUUACUGACAAGACAGACGAUGACAUUAUGUGGUCUGAUAGCGAGUCGUGUGGCUGGGACACCUAUUCUCAAGCUGAUUUGCUGGCAGAAUAUGAAGAAGAUGCCCGCUUCCAAUUUCCGGUGCCUCAGAUUCCAGUUCUUAAGCUUUGGCAGCACAACCACCGGAAUACUCAGAUCCAGACUGUUAACCAAGAGGUGGAGGAGAACGGAUACUGCAAAAGCAUUGACGCCCUGGAGGCUGCAACGAGAACACCAAGGAAUAUCCUCAUUGCUAUUCUGGCGCAAGGGGAUUUGCAAUUCAAGCUUCGCAAGGUCCCAGUGGAACACAAGAACGAGUACAAGCCCAUUGCACAGUCGGCGUCAAGUAUAGGACGGCUCACCCGAUUGCAAGAGCAAGUGAUCGAAAGUAUUUCCUUGGAUGACAAUUCGUCCUCUCAAGAAGCAGAACAAUUUGUUCCUCGAAAGUCACCGCUGGCAAACACUCGAUCCUCUGGACAGCGCCUUUCGAUCGAAGCGGCAGCACUGGGGAAAAUAGUGAGGCGCCAAGAAGAGUACUUCACCAACUGGGACGAAGAGGAAGAAGGCAACGAGAGUCUGACCAACGAAACCGUCUUUUCCAAGAACACGGACGUAUUCGAACGCCGCAUUAGCAUAGACGAUGCACGAGAUGAUCGUGGUAUGCUUGUGCAGCGUACUAGUCUUCUCAUUCAUCAUCACGUCAGAGACUCACGAAUCGCAAAUAUGGAAAAAGACUGGGCGAUGGAGGAGUUCUUGGAAGAUGAAGAAAAAUACUCCAAUAACAAUCAUGAGCUCGACCUUCCAAAAAUGAGUCUACCCAAGUUCCAACUACCAAAGUCCGAGCGACGACUGUCGAGAGAGGAGAUGAUCGAGUCCCUCGCCAAAGGAGUCGCCGAAAAAUCAUGGGAACGAAAAUAUCGCUUGGAACGUCCCGGUGCUCAGCUUCGAAUGCAUACGGGAUGCACCUGUGUCUAUUGUUGCAAGAACAAACCAAGUCAAUCGCAAACACAUCAGCAUUGCUAUAAUGUUGUUACGUCUUGUACUGGAAAUGGUAUGGAAGAGGAACGAACCCCUCCAUCGCCUCUUGAGCAAGAUUCAAAACCAAAGGUUGCGCUCGACUGGAGUUGCGCUUUCAAUGGUUUCAGUUGA